Molecule: messenger RNA, 516 nt
Organism: Aspergillus aculeatus ATCC 16872
Lineage: Eukaryota; Fungi; Ascomycota; Eurotiomycetes; Eurotiales; Aspergillaceae
Exons: 3
Coding region: 1-516 (171 amino acids)
Source: RefSeq, a predicted model, not a curated record
AUGGGAACGACUUCUGUCCGCCGCAAUCUCUUUCACCAUCAUCUCAGCAGACGCCCUGGCUCGGUGGCUCCUUCUAGCUCCUCUGCGCAGAGCAGUGCUACUCAUGGGGUUCCGGUUCUAUCCGAGCAGAUGGCACCCUCGAUGUCCUCGGACUCAGCCUCGUCAUUGAGUUCCGGCCCCGUCGAUGGGGGGGAAAUUGUGGCCCGAGACAAGAACGGUGGCUACAAACUCGACAUUCCGGUUCUCCCCGCUUUGGUUAGCAAUGGGGGUGAUGAAAUGGAGGGUAUAGAAGACGUAGGUGCUCAUGGCGGUUCCGGGGCCGCAUCAAUCGAUGCUACAAACCAGACCGAUAUCUCAAGACGAGAGAAAGAGAAGAUCGAAGCCAGUUUGUCUGAAAUGUAUCGAAACAAGAGCAGGCAAAUCUUAACUCUUAUCCAGCAGAGCCUUCGUAACAAAGUUGCCGCUUUAGAGGAAGAUAAUUGGAUGUACGAACCCGAGGUCAACUCCAGUAUCUAG